Talaromyces marneffei is the source of this 309-nucleotide messenger RNA. RefSeq lists its product as uncharacterized. Bases 1 to 309 code for a protein of 102 amino acids. The record is from RefSeq and is a predicted model, not a curated record. The transcript has a single exon. Lineage: Eukaryota; Fungi; Ascomycota; Eurotiomycetes; Eurotiales; Trichocomaceae.
AUGCGCCUCACUAGAGCGCUGCUGACCGCGCAACCAGCCCGAUUGACACUCUUCACUCGUGCGCAAUGCGGUCUAUGCGACACCGCCAAAUUGACACUCUCGAAGCUACAACAACGUCGAACAUUCCGCUACACCGAAGUCGAUAUCAUGGUACCGGAGAACAAGAAAUGGAAAGAUGUAUAUGAAUUUGACGUCCCUGUGCUUCAUGUUCAGCCUGCGACCUCGGACGAUGAGUCGAAGCUGCGGAAGUUGUUCCAUCGAUUCUCAGAAAGCGAGGUUGAGAAGGUGGUAGAUGAAGUGGAACGAUGA